Limulus polyphemus (Atlantic horseshoe crab) is the source of this 709-nucleotide messenger RNA. RefSeq names its product polycomb protein Asx-like. The coding region runs from base 43 to 678 and encodes 211 amino acids. The record is from RefSeq and is a predicted model, not a curated record. Gene Ontology annotation, biological process: animal organ morphogenesis; positive regulation of transcription by RNA polymerase II. Gene Ontology annotation, cellular component: PR-DUB complex. Gene Ontology annotation, molecular function: chromatin binding. The transcript is spliced from 6 exons. Lineage: Eukaryota; Metazoa; Arthropoda; Merostomata; Xiphosura; Limulidae.
CAACAUGUUUUAACAGCAGCUAAGAAAACCUUUGAAAAGAAGAUGAAUACAGCUUCCCAAAUUGCUCAAACAAAGAAAAGAUGUAUAGAUAUGGAGACACCGGACUCCAUACUAGUGAAUAUGAACUUGAAAGCAUUAAUUAACAACAAUACAUUUGGAAGCUUACCCCCACUUUACCAGUAUCAUCUGACUCAGCUACUUCCUUCUGUGGACUUGGUAAUUGAUUCAGACUACUCCACAAGGCUUUGUACUUCAACUUUUAGCAAUGAAUUUUUUGCUAGAGCAUGUCAGGAUUGGCAGGAACGUCUUGCAGAAGGUGAAUUUACACCUGAAAACCAACAGAGGAUGAAAACAGAAUUAGAGAAAGAAAAUGGGAAGCUAGAUCCUUGGAAACUGAAAUAUUUUGAGCCUGUUUGGGGAAAGAAAAGUACUGCUGACAUCAGUGAUGAAGAAAGAACAUCUUCAUUUUUUGUGGAUAAUUUGUCAUUGAAUUCAUCUCUCAUCACACACAACAGAUGCCCUUUAACCAUUAAAAUCGAACCAAUAAUUCAAAGGAACCAUUUUAAGCCUGCCAUUGUGAGACAAACAUGUCCUGCAGUAACAUUUUCCAAUGCACUAACAAGUCCUCUUCAGGCUGUGGACAUGAGUACCCUCAGAGUGAUGGAAGUUAGGAUCUGAUUGAUUCAACUUUUCUGAAAGAGACAGUUAU